AGAACUUGUGCGCACAUCGCACGAAUGUGUAGAAGAACAGCAAGAGAGAAAUGAACUGGCACAUUGAGACAAAGCCACCCAAGCCAGCACCUGGUAAAAUAUUUCGGUCAUUCGGACAGGAUCUGGAGUCAGUGGUCCUUGCGGUGCUGACAUUCCUAUCCGGAGGAGUUAUCUUGUUCAUAGGAUGCUUUAUUGUAACUAAAUGUUUCCAAAUCUAUAAAGAAAGUGUUAGAAGGAAGCGACGACGAGCGAUGGGCGUCGACGAUGACGAACUCAACGAUGCCGUGUUGAGUGGUGCAUUUGACACGGAAAUAUGCGAAGAAGAAGAAAGCGGUUCUUCACAAACGCAUAACUUGCCUGCUUCAAGUAAAGAAUAUGCAAAAGCUGGGAGUAAUCGAUGAAUUCGUCCUGGCAAAUAUAGCUAACAUAUCCUGACGUUCAAUAGCUUCCUGACAAAAGCUUUCUGGACAAAUCAUAAGACAGCAAAAAUUGCUGAACUUCUACUCAUGAAGAAACCUCCGUGGUACUCGAUGUACAGUGCAUGGUGUCAUUGAUCUGAU
Messenger RNA from Cylicocyclus nassatus, 560 nucleotides. NCBI's taxonomy places the organism in Eukaryota, Metazoa, Nematoda, Chromadorea, Rhabditida, Strongylidae. The record is from the annotation of a GenBank genome assembly.